AUGCGGCACAGUAGUGCGAAGCGGUCUUCUCGUGGCUUCGUGAAGCAUUCACCGCCCAUUCCAUACACAGCUUCCUCGCCUUUUUUUACGGAUGUGGGGAAGCCGAGGGGGUUGCAGGCACGCAAGGCCCUUGGCCUCGUUUCGCGUCUUAAAUCAGCCGUGCUACAGAAGCUUCUUCCCACUUAUCAUGCCCCAAUAAAUUACGGUGACAUUCUCCGAGAAGUGCCGUAUUAUGUUCAAACUCGUGUCGUUGCCUUCUUCUCAAUUCACCCAAGUUAUUGCGAAGAUGUGUUUGGAGUUUCCCAUGGACAGUGCAUCCGCUUUACACGGGGGCCGUGGAUGAAUGAAAUGGCUAUCAUCGUCGGCGUGCGUGGUGGCAAGCUCUGGAUUGUGGGUUGUGAUGGCCCCAUCGUGGCACGCCCUCUCCGCGAGGUACAAAAACAUGGGUGGGAAAAGGUACGACCGGAAGCUACGCUACUGGGGCGGUUCCGCGAAGGACUUGUUGGAGCACGGAAAGAUGUAGAGUUGGAUUACAGUCCAGAGCAACGGGAGUUUCUGCAGAAGGCACCGGACUUGUAUGCAGAAGUCGUGGACGAUGAAGUGGCCGGGGGCGAGGAAAUUGAUCCUGUAGAAGUAGGAUGGGACGGACCGACCGCCGGCAGCCGCGGGGAGAUUGACGGUGUCGCCUCAUGCAUUCCUCCGAAUAACGGUAGAACUGGGAACACGAACAAUGACACGCGAAUUGGUGAGUUUUCGGCGGCUAGGAAGCGCAUUGUUCUUGUUCCAGAGCUCCUGCAGUCCACGAAUGAUCUUGGCUGGGCAGGGGAGGAUCUCGUGACGGUUAACGGUGGUGGGGUGAAGUCCUUUUCUGCCUCCCUCUCCGCAUCCGUCUUGUUGUAA
Trypanosoma cruzi is the source of this 900-nucleotide messenger RNA. RefSeq lists its product as uncharacterized. The record is from RefSeq and is a predicted model, not a curated record. Bases 1 to 900 code for a protein of 299 amino acids. NCBI's taxonomy places the organism in Eukaryota, Euglenozoa, Kinetoplastea, Trypanosomatida, Trypanosomatidae. The transcript has a single exon.